Aphanomyces astaci is the source of this 4877-nucleotide messenger RNA. RefSeq lists its product as hypothetical. The record is from RefSeq and is a predicted model, not a curated record. Lineage: Eukaryota; Oomycota; Saprolegniomycetes; Saprolegniales; Verrucalvaceae. Gene Ontology annotation, molecular function: GTPase activator activity. Gene Ontology annotation, biological process: positive regulation of autophagy; negative regulation of TORC1 signaling. The coding region runs from base 8 to 3781 and encodes 1257 amino acids. Gene Ontology annotation, cellular component: GATOR1 complex. The transcript is spliced from 8 exons.
UGCAAUCAUGCCACCGAAACUGCUGCCGCGACGGCCAAGCGCUCACCGUAUGUCAAUCAAGCGCCAAAAUGCUGCGUACAAGCUCAUGUUUCAUGGACCUGAAUAUGGGAACGGGGAAGAGCUUGUCGUGAACCCAGAGUCGUUUCCCGACCUCAAGCUGCAUGACAUUGUCGAGAUCGUUCAACCCGAUCGAACGCAUCUUCGUCUAAUCAUGCAAGUGCGCACAUUGGCUCCAGUUCGCGGAAAGCUCCAAGUGAGCAUUCUCAAGGACUUGGCGCUGCAAUUCCAACUCGAUCCAUUUCACGAAGUCACAGUGCAGCGCAUUGAGCCCAGCGACGCAACCGUCGACUUUAUUGAGUUGUCUUUCAAGGACCAGUUCAUGUCCCGCGCCGACUUAUGGCGGUACAAGGUUGCUAUGUUUGGAAAGUGUUUGUUUGCAGGCAAAGUCUACGAAACCCUAGGCACUCGCGCCCAGGUGGAAAUGCUAUUGGCAAAGGACGACAACGUGCUGUGCGGAGUCAUGGGGACUGACACAAAGCUUAUCCUCCGGUCCCGGUCCAGCCGCAUCUUCUGGCUCGUGCACAUGAGUCCCGAGAUGUGGGACUUCGCAGACGACGGCGAAAUGUACUUUGAGAAGCUCAUCCACCGCUUCGUCCGGUCGCUGGUGGCCAAGUGGCAGGAGGCCAGCGUCGGACACUCGGUGACCGUGCUCAUGUUCUCCCGCAGCUUUUACGACAAGACCCAGUUCCCUUGCGAUUACGACCCCACGUCCGCCUUGUUUGCCGACGAAUACGCAGUAGGUUCUGACCAUCUGCCGUCUGCUGCCGCGCUCGGCAGCCCCGCCAUCCACGUCGACAGCCGCAGCGGUCGGUUCUACGAAGACUUUUACAAAGUCCUUAUUCGAGAUUACACGGGUCCAGACUGGUCACUCCUCGUACGGCUGCUUCAAGCAGAGUUUGCAUCAUAUGCAGAACGUCAUCGAUGGCGCCUUCCCACAGACAGCCGCCCCGCCACGUACGCCGUGUCGACAUCGUCGGGAGGGGUCCAGUGGCUCGCGCUUCCGCACGGCGUUCCCGCGCGUGCGUCGGAAGGCAACGUGCUCGAAGCCAUCAACGUCACACUCAACCUCUUGGACAAGCACUACAUGGACAGGGAUCUGAACCGCGCGGGCCAAGGCAUCGUCAUGCUCACGGCCGGCAGCGCCGUGUUUCAAGUGUCCAAACGACUGGCGCAGAUCACCAAGCAGCGAAUGAUGGACACGGGCGUGGGUAUGGACAUGGUGUCCGUGUCGAUGCCGCCUCUGCACCCGGUGCCGCUCUUCCGGUGGAGCCAUGCUGCCAAGACGGACGCCCCCACAGAGUUCAGUGUGCCGCAUUGGAUAAGCGUGAGCUUUCUGGACUUUGACUGCACGUGCGGCGCCGCCAAGAAGAGUCUGAUGCGAUGCCACUGCAACGUCGCAGACGAUGGAAGCGAGUGCCGCCGCGGCGCAUUCGCCCCGCUCCCACGCUGUCGCAUGUUUGACCGAGCGCUGAUACCCGUGCCGCUGGUGAACAUCCUCACGAACGCCAACCCGCGACUGUUUUCGUCUCUGGAGUCGUCGGCACACCACCCCCCACCGGUCGCCCUCCAUCGCACGGCCGACCAACCAGCGCACCAAGACCUCCAAACAUAUGACGACACUGUGUUUAUUGGCCCAAGGCCUGAGAGAUGGGGAGCCGACGCAGGGGACGACCCUUGGUUCAGUACUCCGCUCAAAGAGUCCAAGUACAUGUCGUUUUCAGAAAAGCACGACGACAACCAGCUUGGGCUGCAUCGUAAACGUGUUCUGAGCAUGCAAAACCUCCAGCGCCUGCACAAGUUCAAGCCGCAGCCGAGCCCCCACCCCCCCAACUCCAACUCGUUUAACGACGACACCAACCACGAACUACGCGACGGACGAAGCCCCCUCCAAGCUGCCGUCUCAAUGCACCAGCUUCACCAAAGCAGCCCCAUCGUGUACAACCCGUCGAUGGUGUCGUCGCUCGAGUCCCCAUCCUUCGUGCUCAAGAACCGCAUAGAUUUGACGAGCCCCCGGAGCUCGCGGCACCCGUCGUCCACCGAGACCAAUUUCGGGUCACCCAUCACGACAGCAUGGAAUGCAAGUAUGCCCUACUAUCACCAUCACCAAUACCGAUCAGCAAACAAGCCGCCAAAGCCCGCGUGCGAUCCGUUUCAAAGCCCCGCCGACGACGGCAAACUCACGUCCAACCGGCGGCGGUGGAGCCACAUCUUCCCUUGGACCCCUGAGUGCAACGCGGUGGCGGCAGGACCCAACUGGAAGUCUCUCGUGAACCCGGCGGUGCUCCCGCUGACGACGGAUUUUUACCCCAAGGACUUGCACGUCAACUAUACAGAGUCGUUUUACUCGCUCAUGCUGCUCGAAACGACGGGCAAGCCCAUCACGCACCAGCUGCUCGUGGAGAUGAUCUGCCAGCGGCUAUCGAGCGAUUUUCAGCUGGUGGAGCACCCCCCAAAGGGAGUCGUGGACGACACGGGAGGAAGCGGAGGACCUUCGACGGCGCUUCGCGUCGGAAACGUUCCGCACCGCACGACGUACCAUCUGAGCAUGGGCCACCGCGUGCACAAGCUCAUUUACGACCACCUCCAGCAAACGAUCGACGUCAAGAUCUUCCAUAAACGAGUCAAGAGCCACGAUACACUGCCGUUUGUGUACGAGUACUCGCUGUACGACUCGCUCACGCAGUCAUUUCACAAGCAGCUGCAGACGUUUCACGAGUUUCCGUGCCCCGAAGACAACUGGAACACCACCGACAACCUCCUCUGCGGCUACGUCGACUCGAUGCACGACGGCACGAAAUGCCGUCGUAUUCGAUUUGUGGUGGUACCGCCGCCACCGCCAUCCUCCUCCUCUCUGCCGACGCCACCUCUCGACACAUCGGAAUCGACGCGAGCGCAAAAGCUGCUCGAGUUUCUCCAGUCCAAAGUCGAUGGCGGGGAUGUGCUGCAUGUGACUGUCCACGCCGACCCGCUGGAGCGCCCCCAUUGCGCCGCGACCAACACGGCGAGGCAGUUUGUGCGCGUGAGCUGCAACACGACGGCGCGACUGGAGGUGGACUGCCGCAAUGAGUGGCUCAUGCUGCUCGUGGAUGCCCACUGGUACCCGAACGCGACCUUCCACGUGGACGUGCGAUGGCUCGCGUGCAGCGGCACCGUCGUCGACGACUUUGUCACAACAUUCAAGCGAAAAUGCAAACAUGCGCACUUGGACCUGCGCCGUGUGCCCGAGUUUACGCAGGUCCACCAGUUGCACAUCCACCCGUUUCUGUCGUCCGUGCUGCUUCCGUUCGUGGGUCCCCAGUAUCCUAUUGAUCGUCGAGGGGGCGACAAACAAGAAGACGACGGCGCUGACGUACAAGUCGAAACGAUUGAGUUGCAUCAACAGUGUCUCAGCUGGGGGUUUGUCCUCGAUGGGGCGCACGUUGCCGACAGCGGCGGCAUCGGCCACGGACUCAUGCCCAAGCAACAGCUGUCGCCCGGCGCCCAGAGACAUGGAAGCGGCCAGCGGCGACCGCCCCCCGAGACGUGGAAAGCGCGCGGCUACGUCCAGUACAUGCACCGCCACGCGCCCGUGUUCAUUCGGGUGCUACAUCAUGGCAUUGUGUGGAUUCCCAGCUAUGCUUACGACAACCAAGCCACGGCUGACCUGGUGCGGCCGCUGUACGACACGCUUUGCCGUUGGAUUCAGCAGGGUGGACGAGCGCAGACCAUGUUGGAUUGCUAGGAAUGGGAAUAUAGCUAUACUAUUGAAGUAUUGCUAGUGUUUUAUAAAGGACUAUAGCAUUGGCAACAACCGUGUAGUGAGUGUUCAAGGGUAGUUAAAUGCGAUAAAACGUCGCGGCGGUGCCUGCAAACAGCGCGUGCCGAUCCGCUUCUGAGAAAUCCGACACCCAGUCGUGAAAACUUGCGUACAGUUGGGGCAUGGUGGGGCCGGUGGAGUCGGCACCGUCUGCGUUGGCCGCGGCGCCGUUCUGGUGCCAGUUGGAGGCGAACAUGGAGCGAUGGACGCCGAAGAGGCCGAUGACUUCGCGCACCAAGUCGCGCACAAAAGCCUCCUUCUUGGCAUCUUCGUGCCAUCCGGGCACGACGUAGCCCAACAUGGACAGCUUGACGAACACGUUGGGUAGCGCCGCCAAUUUUGCAAGUCCCGCGCGCCACACCGUCAGCUUGGCCGCUUCUGCGGCGCUGCCGUCGACGGCAAGGUGGCGUACCUUGCCCAAAUGAUCAACCACGACGGGCACUUCGGGGUGGCGUGCGAUGAGCGCGGCGGCGGCGUCCAACUGCAACGGACUGCAUUGCAAGUCGAACGACAAAGAAUGCGAGGCCAGCAAUGCAAACCCGCGUUCAAAUGACUGAGCUGGGCCCGUGGUGUCGCGAAUGUAAUCGUUUCCGUGGCGUGACACGGCGAUGUGGGUUGCGUUCUUGCCGCCAUCAAACGGGCCUUCGUAAUCGACCAUGAAGCGAAUGCCGCGGACCUUGGACGACGCGGCAACAAGGGCGGUCAAUUGGGCAUCGACAUCGUCGUCCGCAAGGUUGCAAGCAGCGACAAUGGCAGCAACGGUAGGGGCGCGUCCGGCUGCGACGAGGCUUUCAAUCCACUCGACUUCGGCAAGACCACUGUCGGGCAUUGCAUCGAUGUGCACCGAGCGAGAGAUUGGGAGAUCGCCGACGGCGCUGGCGUAUUGCUCGGGGAGGUAUGGAGACGCACCAAGGGAUUUGAGGAACGCAUAGUGCUUCUCGUUGGUGUCAUAGAAGUGAUGGUGGGCGUCCACAAUGUCGGCGAUCGAUGCAGCGGACCUUCCCAUGAUGUUGCCUGUCAC